ACAUUCCAUAAAGAAAAAACCCAUCACUCCCCAAUCCCCAUAACACACCCCACACCACACCGCCUCAACUCAACAUGACCACCACCGCCGGAGCCAAACGCAACUGGAAAAAGGUAGCCAGGAUCACCAAAUCGCUCUUCUUCAACUCCUUCAACACUUCCAAAUGUAAGACGGCGGCGAAGCUGGCGGUGGCCAGGAUAAAGCUGCUGCGGAAUAAGAGGGAGGUGGUGGUCAGGCAGAUGAGGCGUGACAUUGCGCUGCUGCUUCAGUCUGGUCAAGAUGCCACUGCUCGUAUUAGGGUUGAACAUGUGAUGAGAGAACAGAAUAUUCUGGCUGCUAACGAGUUUAUCGAGCUCUUCUGUGAACUUAUUGUACAACGACUAACCAUUAUUGCAAAACAAAGGGAGUGCCCAGCCGAUCUAAAAGAAGGGAUAUCAAGUUUAAUAUUUGCAGCUCCUAGAUGUUCGGAAAUUCCUGAGUUGGUUGCACUUAGAGACGUUUUUGAGAAGAAAUAUGGUAAAGAUUUUGUUGGAGCAGCUACUGAUCUACGACCCAGCUGUGGUGUAAAUCGAAUGCUUAUUGACAAACUCUCUGUUAGAACUCCUGCUGGUGAACUGAAGUUGAAAGUUCUGAAAGAAAUAGCGAAAGAAUACCAGAUUGAUUGGGACACAACAGAGUCGGAAACCGAACUUCUCAAACCACCUGAAAAGCUUAUCGACGGGCCUCAGACAUUUGUGAGUGCUUCUAGCAUGCCUAUUAAUCCUCCACGUGAAGAAACCGUUCAGCCAAACAACCCACCAUCACGCCGGUACUCGGAGAACGGUCAAAAAAACAUGAUGCAUUUCGACAACACAAAAUCAGCUGCUGAAGCUGCUGCUGAGUCAGCUAAAAUGGCAAUAGCUGCCGCAGAAGCCGCUGCAUACUUAGCCAGCAAAGAAUCAAACCAGUCAACUCAACCACAUGGAUUCGUAAACGGUCCUAAAAGUGCCAACAAUUUCGACUCUUUUUCUAGCAGCCCUCCCAUCGAUUUUGGCAAAACGUCAAGACAGAGUUCCGAGAGGUCUCAUGUUUCGCAGGGUCAACGGAGACACAGUUACAAUGCAUCCGGUGUGAAGUUUGAUGAAUCCGACUGUGACGAACAAGCUGAAAUAGAUUAUAACAAGAUGAAUAGACGACACACCUACAACGCACCUCCUCCGGUUUCGUCUGUCAAGUUUGAUGAGUAUGAGUCUGACUACGAUGAAGAAAUUGAGAUGGAGCAUGACCAUGACCGUGACCGUUCUAGUGGGAUGGACAAUGGUCCACCAAACCGGCCUGCACCACCAGCACCAACUUCUGGUAAUAUGAAACAUGGUCAGCGAGUUCAUCCUAAGCUGCCAGAUUAUGAUACACUUGCGGCUCGUUUCGAAGCUCUCAAGCAUUACAAACCUUAGGUCAGAUUAUGGUUGCUUUUGUCUACUUUGAUCAUUCGUUUAUUCGCAGUAUUCAUCUAUGUGUAUUACAUUAUGUGCUGCCCUUUGGUUGGCAGAUAGGUAUGAAUGUCGGUAUAUUUUUUUGUUAAAUAUAUGUAUAAAAAAGAUUUGUUAUAAUUCGAAGUCUUAAGAGUUGAUGCA
Helianthus annuus (common sunflower) is the source of this 1613-nucleotide messenger RNA. Its product is annotated as IST1-like protein. The transcript has 6 exons. Gene Ontology annotation, biological process: protein transport. The record is from RefSeq and is a predicted model, not a curated record. The coding region runs from base 75 to 1433 and encodes 452 amino acids. NCBI's taxonomy places the organism in Eukaryota, Viridiplantae, Streptophyta, Magnoliopsida, Asterales, Asteraceae.